Messenger RNA from Alnus glutinosa, 1584 nucleotides. RefSeq lists its product as uncharacterized. The transcript is spliced from 3 exons. The record is from RefSeq and is a predicted model, not a curated record. The coding region runs from base 254 to 1321 and encodes 355 amino acids. Lineage: Eukaryota; Viridiplantae; Streptophyta; Magnoliopsida; Fagales; Betulaceae.
UUGAGAAUUCUUAGGGAACCCCCACAAGUUAACGACAUAUAACCCAGAGUAGUUGAGAACAUAUACCCAGAGAUUGUUUCUCUCUCUCUCUCUCUCUCUCUCUCUCAAUCAAUACCCCAAUCUUCCAAACUGACAGGUGUGCUUUGUCUACCCCAAUUAAGUCACCUUCACUUCAUCAGUCUUCCCAUUCUAAAACCAGCAAAAACACAUCAUUUUUCAGCCUCUCCAAACCCUUCAACACAGGCAUACUGUAAUGGCUUCCACACCACCCAAACCAUCAAAACAGCUCGGAGAACUUCUACAGGACAACCAAGAACCUUUCAUCCUAGAGGAAUUUCUUUCAGAAAGAGGAUGUCUGAAGGAGAGCUCAAGUUCAGAUGGUAACGUUAGCUGCUCUCACGGCAAUUCAGCCAGUUGUUGCCUAAACAAGAGCAGAAAGGGCUUCCCACGCUGCUCCAAAAUACUGAGAGCUGUAUAUAAGAAGUUUGUUUCCAUUAAAGAGGGCCAGAGAGUGAAGAGUUCCGGAAAUAGAAACGAAGAAUAUAGCAUCAGUGAUGGCAAAGAAGUCGUGGAAUCAGACAGAUUUUCCUCUGCUAGCAGCACAACAGUUUUCGUUUCGUGCUCUGAGAGUGAUGAAGAAGAAAUAUCAACUUCAUCGUGCAAAGAUCACACCAUUGAUGCAGAAACUCUGCAAGCUUUGAAACUCUGCAAUAUAGAGAAAGAGGCUGCAACAGGUAGAAAGCUUCGGCGGAGAUGCAUGGAAGACAGCAAGCAACUCAGCCCCGUGUCAGUACUAGAAAAAAUACCCUCCCAUGAAGUGCAACAAAAUGGCAGUCCCAAGAAAGUUUCAGAAGACUCACUCUCAUCAGCUUCUCCACGAGAAUUGCUUUUUCACUUGGCACUGGAGAAGCCAAUUAGUUAUACGGGAGUUGCAGAGUUGCAAGGGCUUGGCGAACCACACCCAUCCCCUCAGUUAUUGAAAUCGAAAAGGGUAUUGCAGCAAACAAAUCAGCUUCUGUUUGAUUGUGUGAGGGAGGUGGUAGAGUCCCAUGCGAAAAAAGAGAGGGGGAAGCAACAUUACAAAAAGUUCUUGGGGCCUGAAGAGCUUGGGAAGCUCAUCUGUGAAAGAAUAACAUCGUGGGGGAUACAGGACGGAGACGAAACAAACACAAAUUAUUUCUUGGAUUCAGUGGAAGAAUGGCGUGCUUUUGAACAGCAGAAGAGGGAAAUUGAGUUUGAUAUCGUAGAUACCAUUUUAGAAGAGAUCAAGAAUGAAAUCGUCACAGAAAUGAUUGAUUUUCUGCCACCAACUAGAUGUUGAGCUUUUCACUACCUCUUCUAUGUUAUGUCUACCCUCGUCCUUUCCAUCUUCAUUGAACUCCAAAACACAAACCAGGUGAUCUGCGCCGAUUGUUUUUUUUUUUUUUUUUUUUUGAAACAAUUCAUUCAAUCUUAUUCAUGAAUAGUGGAAAAAGACGAUAAAAAAAAAAAUCAGGAUCUCGGGACAACUUGUUCCCUACUUAAAUAUCAGAAAUGUUAUGAGGAAUGUCUUCGAACCAAAUGAAAUCAGUGACAUUGGCGGCU